AUGAGUUUGUCUGCUAGUGAGAAGGCUGCUCUGAUUUCCCUGAUGGGCAAAAUGUCCUCUCAGGCCAGUGCUCUGGGUGCUGAGGCUUUGACCAGGCUCUUCCUUAGCUUCCCCCAAACCAAGACCUAUUUCCCCCACUUUGAUCUGACCCCUGGCUCUGCUGACCUCAAGACACAUGGUGGGAAGAUUGUGAAUGCUCUUGCAAGUGCAGCCAAUCACCUGGAUGACCUUGCUGGCAACCUGUCCUCCCUCAGUGACCUUCAUGCAUACAACCUAAGAGUGGAUCCAGGAAACUUUGCUGUAAGUACUACUGAAAAUUCCUAUAAAAUAAUAAGAUAA
Staurois parvus is the source of this 339-nucleotide messenger RNA. The record is from the annotation of a GenBank genome assembly. Lineage: Eukaryota; Metazoa; Chordata; Amphibia; Anura; Ranidae.